AUGUCAGACUUCGAUAUCGAAGGCGAUGAUGAAUUCGACGAGCUUUUCAACUACGACAUCGAUAAAAUCGACACAACGUUUGACGCAAACAGGGCUGCUGAUGACCAACAAACCAGCAAAGGCAAAGGGGCCGCGGCCAAUGAAGACUUGGGUGUCGAUGAGGAAAUAAAAAUCCGGACCCGAAAGCCCAAGGUGAAGCUUACAGAGGACCGGCUACUGGGGCCAGAUGGUAUUCCAUAUUUGCGAGAGCACGCAGCGCAAAAGAUUAAAUUCAAAGGCAAAGGACAUGAGAUCGCAGACCUAGAGAGGUUGCUCAAAUUCUAUCAAAUCUGGGCGGAUAAGCUUUACCCAAAAGCGCAAUUCAAGGAUGCCAUCGAUAUGAUCGAGAAAAUGGGAAGUUCAAGGGGCAUGCAGAGGAGAAGGGACGAAUGGAUAGAGGAGUUCAAGGCGGCCCGAGCGAAUGAAGACGAUAGGUUAAUAAAAAAAGCGAGAGCAGUGCUGCAUGCCGAUUCUCCGGAGAUCGAUGAUAAAGGGAGGAUUGUAUUGAGGAUUGCGGACCCCUCGAGCGAACCUGGGGGGCCAGCAUCAGGAGAGAGGCUUGAAAUAGGGCCAGGAGACGGCCUAGGGGCAGAGACCGACGCACCAGAUGGAGACAGUGCAACCACGGGAAGAAUAGAGAACGGGAAUUCCUUGUUCUUCGAGGACGAGGACGAAGAUGAUUUCGAUGAACUCGAUGAAAUUAUAAAGCAAGCGGAGAGUUCGCAAGUCUUAAGGGCAACAGGUGUUAAGAAAUUGGGCGGCAGUGAAAUAAGCGAAUCUGACGAACUGGAUGCUAUAAUGAGGGACAUAGAAGACACCAGUGCCAAUAGAAAUCUUGGUAUAACUUCUCGUGCAAGGAAUGAAAUAGAUAUUGAUGAUGAAUUUGAGGAUGCUAUGGCGGUAAUGCGAGAAAUGGAAGGUUUUUAG
Messenger RNA from Orbilia oligospora ATCC 24927, 966 nucleotides. RefSeq lists its product as uncharacterized. Bases 1 to 966 code for a protein of 321 amino acids. The record is from RefSeq and is a predicted model, not a curated record. Gene Ontology annotation, biological process: DNA damage response; replication fork processing; replication fork arrest. Gene Ontology annotation, cellular component: nucleus; replication fork protection complex. The transcript has 2 exons. Lineage: Eukaryota; Fungi; Ascomycota; Orbiliomycetes; Orbiliales; Orbiliaceae. Gene Ontology annotation, molecular function: DNA binding.